AUGUUGUCCACGCCUAUUACGAAAGACAUAGAUUAUGAAAAGGUAUACGAACCAUCGGAGGAUUCGUUUUACUUGCUCGACUGUUUUGAGGAAGAAAAGGAAUACCUCGAGACCAGAUUCAAGACUAAGGUGCCGUUUGUUACAGAGAUUGGAACUGGUUCAGGUAUAGUCACCACGUUUAUACUACAAAAUAUAUUACCUGAUGGAAUAUAUUUGACUACCGACAUCAAUCCUAAUGCAUGUAAGAGCGUACUCCAGACAGUGCGAUACAAUUGCCCGUCACGAGCUCAUCUAGUCGAUUCUUCCCAAAUGGACCUAACUACAGCCAUCCGACCCAACACUGUCGAUAUGCUAGUAUUCAAUCCUCCAUAUGUACCAGCAACAGAAGUCCCUGACAUACCAAUUACAAACGAGGAUGUGAAAUGGCUAGAUUUGGCAUUAUUAGGGGGUGAGGAUGGCAUGAUGAUCACGUGGAAAGUAUUGAACAACUUGGAAGAGAUAUUAACUGGUGAUGGCGUUGCAUAUAUCUUAUUUUGUGCUAGGAAUAAACCUGAUUCUGUGGCGGAUAAAAUGAGGCAAAGAGGUUGGAAGGUUGAUGUUAUAAUCAAUAGAAAAGCUGGUUGGGAGGUGUUGACGAUAUUACGCUUUGCGAAAUUGUAA
Molecule: messenger RNA, 660 nt
Organism: Lodderomyces parapsilosis
Lineage: Eukaryota; Fungi; Ascomycota; Pichiomycetes; Serinales; Debaryomycetaceae
Product: S-adenosylmethionine-dependent methyltransferase
Exons: 1
Coding region: 1-660 (219 amino acids)
Biological process (GO): methylation
Cellular component (GO): eRF1 methyltransferase complex
Molecular function (GO): S-adenosylmethionine-dependent methyltransferase activity; protein methyltransferase activity; nucleic acid binding
Source: RefSeq, a predicted model, not a curated record